CAACUAUUCCAUUGUAUUUCAGGGUGAAGGCUGUCGUACUGUCCCGCUUUCUGGACACGUAGGAUUUGAUAGUUUGCCUGACCAGCUGGUUAAUAAGUCAGUUAAUCAUGGGUUUUGUUUCAACAUCCUGUGUGUGGGGGAAACUGGCCUUGGUAAGUCCACCCUCAUGGACACCCUUUUCAACACCAAGUUUGAAGGUGACCCAGCAUCUCACUCACAGCCUGGGGUCCAGCUGAAAUCCAGCACCUAUGACCUGCAGGAGAGCAAUGUCAACCUCAAGCUGACUAUUGUGAGCACGGUGGGCUUUGGGGAUCAGAUCAACAAAGAGGACAGCUAUAAACCCAUCGUUGAGUUCAUCGAUGCUCAGUUUGAAGCCUACUUGCAAGARGAACUGAAGAUAAGAAGGGUCUUGCACAACUACCAUGACACCCGGAUCCACGCUUGCUUGUACUUCAUUGCUCCGACAGGCCACUCCCUGAAAUCCCUGGACUUGGUGACAAUGAAGAAGCUGGACAGCAAGGUGAACAUCAUUCCCAUCAUUGCCAAAUCUGAUGCCAUUUCCAAGAGUGAGCUGACCAAGUUUAAAAUUAAAAUCACAAGUGAACUGGUCAGUAAUGGGGUGCAGAUCUACCAGUUCCCAACAGAUGAUGAAUCAGUGGCAGAGAUAAAUGGGACAAUGAAUGCCCACUUGCCAUUUGCAGUGAUYGGGAGCACGGAGGAGCUGAAAAUAGGAAACAAAAUGAUGAAAGCUCGUCAGUACCCCUGGGGCACAGUGCAGGUGGAGAAUGAAGCUCACUGYGACUUUGUGAAGCUGCGGGAGAUGCUGAUCCGUGUGAACAUGGAAGACCUUCGUGAGCAGACCCACACACGCCACUAUGAGCUCUACAGGCGAUGUAAACUGGAAGAGAUGGGUUUCAAGGACACUGAUCCAGACAGCAAACCCUUCAGCUUACAAGAAACUUACGAAGCCAAAAGAAAUGAGUUUCUGGGAGAACUGCAGAAAAAGGAAGAGGCAAUGAGGCAGAUGUUUGUCCAAAGGGUCAAGGAAAAAGAAGCAGARCUGAAGGAGGCUGAAAAAGAGCUGCAUGAAAAGUUUGAUCGCCUGAAGAAAUUGCAUCAGGAUGAAAAAAAGAAGCUAGAGGAUAAGAAGAAGUCUUUGGAUGAUGAAGUAAAUGCAUUUAAACAAAGGAAGACAGCAGCUGAAUUGCUUCAGUCACAGGCUCAGCAGGCUGGAGGAUCGCAAACUCUUAAAAGGGAUAAGGAAAGGAAAAAGGGUCACGAAGGAUCUCUUGCCUUGUCUCCUUCUCGGUGUGCUGGCCUGGAUGCACAUCCUGGAUCCAAUCUCAGGGAAAGCUGGUCACCYUGCUGUACAUAUCAGUGUUUCUGAAGAAAGACGAUGCUGUUUCUUUGACUUUCUUCUCAGUGAUUCCAACAAUUUCUGGUUUUCAUGCAAAAAGAUACUACAUUUAUUUUUUUUAAUCUGGCAUCUCUUUAGAACUGCACAGAUGUUGACAGGUUUCUUCUCAUAUUUUCUAUUCAGCAAAAGCCUUGYUUUUACUGCAGGAUUUGCACUAAAAAGGAGGGUUUGCUCACUGGGCCAGGACUUCACUCUGGCCAGGUGCAACUGUAGUUUGCCUGCAGGUGUCUUCUCUGUGUAUUUCUGGCUGAGUUUUGUUUUUAAAUAAAGAGUUCAUCGGACAGUGAAUUCUGGUUAACAUUUACUUCUUUUGUUUUUUGUUUUCUUUGCCCUUCUUUUACAGUAACCCAUGGCUCUGUACUGAGUAAUUACCCCUGAAUACAAUGGGCUGGAAUGGACCUUCAUUUACUUGUUAAAUCGGAGGGUCUAAUAAAACAUGACAGCAUUUCAGCUGUGACCUUUCCAGGGUGUUACCCUUCCUCUCUCCUGUGUUCUCAUUGUGAUUCUGUCUUUACUAUGUACUGGUGGUUAUUGCUUUUAUUAAACCAUGUAAAAUUAGUCAUAACAAAGUUUUGGAUGCUGCAACUCUAAAUCCUGCCAUUUUUCCCCCCCUACAAUUAAUGAAUUCCCCUUUUUCCUGGUUUCUCUCCACCCAGAUAAAUAAGGGAUAUGGAAAUCAGGUCUGUGAGUUAUUUUUGCUGGCAAAAUAACAACGCAGUUUAAAUAUAUUUAUUGGUGAGAUUAAAAUGACAAUGCCACCUUAGUUUAAUUAUCACAUAGUUUAGAGAUAAAACACUCUUUUCUCUUUAUACUUGGUGUAAUUUUCAUGACAUCAUCUGUCUUUUUAAAUUUGCUUUUAYUUUUCCUUUUGCUAAUUCCUGCUAUCUGAAGAGUCGCGUGUAAAUCCUCGUUUCCAUUUCAGACUUGCCUGUUGUGGUGCUGAUCCUUCAGYGGUGCUGUGGGCAGGCUCAGUGCUCUGGAUGUGGUGAAUCCACACGUCCUGCCCCUGCUGAAGGAUCAGAUGCUGCCAGCAGCCUCCACAGAAACGCCUCCAGAUCCUGGCACAGCCCAGGCCUAGCCUGGUAGGUGAUGCUGUCAGUGCCAGCURCUGCUGGGAGUUUUCCCCAGCAGUGCUCUGGUGAUGCCACAGGCUCAGGAGCAGUUUCAGUUUGGCUCCUGCUCACAGCUCAGCCCCAGACCAAGCCACAGCAYGGCCUCUGUUCCCAGCAGUCAGGGCAGUCCAGAUCUUGACUGCAAUGUACUUUCUCAGGUAUUCUGUUUCACCAUAAAUACAAUUUCAUUUCUCAUAGAACUCAUUGAUUGCAUUAUGGUUUGUUUGGGGUUUUUUAGCAAGUUAAAAUAAUUUGGGUAUUUUCUUCUUCCUGUGCUUUUGAAUGUUACCCUGCUCCCAAAACCAGUUAAUAUUAAUCUGUCAAUGAUUUGUAGAUUAUCCACUAAAAGGACAAUUGAAUGUGGCUUUUCUUACCAAACUGCAGGUUGCUGUUUGUUCAUCCUGACCGUUUACCUUAUUAGAAUGUUAUUUAAAGUUAUGUGAAAUCUUUUUGAAAAAAGACCUUAAAGCAAAGAAGGUUUUUACUUGUGUGAUUUCCCUGAAGUACKUGAGGUGCCACAAGGAGGUUCCAUCUCUCCUCUGUCAGCUGUUUCCAUGUUGCAUCUCUUUUUCUUGCUUUUUGAAUGUCUUUCUCUUUUUCGCUAAUCUUCUGUUUUUUCUCUUUUUUCCCCUUUUCUCUCUCUGUAGCUUUUUUUAAUCUGUCUUCGCCAGCUGCACUGUGUCUGAGGGAGAAGACUGCCACUUCUAGAAGAGUUUAAGGGUCUUAUGUCUGGGGAGGGGGGAACAAAUCUUCAGUGUUAGUGUCUUGGAAAGAAGCUCUUUUACUGACUUGCAUGAUACCUAAAAUUGAAAUGUCUUGUAAUUUGUGUGACAAGACAGGGUGAUGCGGGGGGAACUGAUUACCUGGGAUUUUGAAGAGCAACAGAAAUGUGAUGUUGGGACUAAUGAUGUAGCGAAUACAUUUUCAAACGUUGUUAUGGGCAUAUGUUUUUUCUAAUGUUGUCUUUAAUAAUAUAAAUGUMAUGGGCUUCCUUGAGGUGUGAAGCCUAAGGAAUAUUUUCAAUAUGCUGUAGUUUGAUUGGUUUUGGAAACCGUGCGUUCAGACUCAAAGGAAAUACAAACAUGGUGCAACUUGCUCUGUUGGCAGCCACGAAAUAUUUAAUUUUAUCAAAGAAAUAAAGUAAGAACUGUGUGUUCUCACUGGUGUCCUGCUGUGUCUCACCACCCUGUUAAACAAGCCCCAUUGGCUGGUGGACGUGAGUCAAGUGGUAAUUUCUUUUCCUAACUCCACCUCCUCUCGUUCCUUAAAGUUAGGAGAAGUUGGCAGUGCCGGGAGGGAGAGGCGAUGCCGGGGCUGCUGUAAGGAUGAAUUCCAGCCCGCCGUGAGCGGGGUGCAGUGUCCCGGUCCCGGCGGUGCUGGUGCCGCCCGGGCACUGCUCGCCCCUCCGCUCCGCGCUGCCCUGCCCGCGCCCCGCAUGCUCCCCGUGCCGCUCCCGUCCCCUUUUUACCAACGGCAGCGCGUGAAAACGGCACCGAGUUCUGUAUUUACACGGCAAACACUGAGGAACCAGCACUGUUCCGCCUGUUACCUUUCUAACUUUCAUGUAAAUUUUAAAUAAAAAAUACGAAAGCCA
Messenger RNA from Malurus melanocephalus (red-backed fairy wren), 4123 nucleotides. It is a transcript of the gene SEPTIN6, whose product is annotated as septin 6. Gene Ontology annotation, biological process: cytoskeleton-dependent cytokinesis; cilium assembly. Gene Ontology annotation, molecular function: GTP binding; GTPase activity; molecular adaptor activity. Gene Ontology annotation, cellular component: cell division site; septin complex; microtubule cytoskeleton. The transcript has 9 exons. Lineage: Eukaryota; Metazoa; Chordata; Aves; Passeriformes; Maluridae. The record is from RefSeq and is a predicted model, not a curated record. Bases 167 to 1387 code for a protein of 406 amino acids.